This is a messenger RNA of Oryctolagus cuniculus (rabbit), 1749 nucleotides long. It is a transcript of the gene DECR1, whose product is annotated as 2,4-dienoyl-CoA reductase 1. Gene Ontology annotation, cellular component: mitochondrion. Lineage: Eukaryota; Metazoa; Chordata; Mammalia; Lagomorpha; Leporidae. The record is from RefSeq and is a predicted model, not a curated record. Gene Ontology annotation, biological process: fatty acid beta-oxidation. Gene Ontology annotation, molecular function: 2,4-dienoyl-CoA reductase (NADPH) activity.
CGGAAAAGGAACAAGGCAGCUGAGCUGAGGGGCUGAGGGGUGCGGGCAGGCCCCCUCCAGGUUAGCUCCGUGUGGGCAAGACCCCAGACCAUGGGUCUCUAGUCCCUGCCCAGCUCCCGGAACUUUGCUUUUUCUGGCCCGCCCCCUGAGCGUGCGGCUUUCCGGCCUCAGGUCUGAGGGAAACAUGGUCUCCUUGCGCCUGGUUGUCUCUGCUGGGGAGUCCUGGCUGCCCUGUGGCCUCGGUCCUCGGCGGGUGCAGGGGCCCAAGCACUUGGGCCAUCUUCUGCUGCUCUCAGGCCAUAGCAGAGAGCUGGAUAAGGAGUGGUGCAGCUAGGAUAGGAACCAGCGCCCAUAUGGGACGCCUGCACUGCAGGCAGAGGCUUAGCCUAUUGCACCACAACACCAACCCGUUUUUCAGUUAUGGGACAAAGAUAUUAUAUCAAAACAUUGAAGCUUCCCAGGCUAAAUUCUUUCCACCAGUUCAAAAAGUGAUGCUACCACCCAAUAGUUUUCAAGGAAAAGUUGCAUUCAUUACCGGGGGAGGUACUGGCCUUGGGAAAGCAAUGACGACCUUCCUGUCCAGCCUGGGUGCUCAGUGUGUGAUAGCCAGCAGGAAUGUUGAUGUUUUGAAAGCUACUGCAGAACAAAUUUCUUCUCAGACUGGAAAUAAGGUUCAUGCCGUUCAGUGUGAUGUGAGGGAUCCUAACAUGGUUCAGAACGCAGUGUCAGAACUGAUCAAAGUAGCAGGGCAUCCCAAUAUCGUGAUAAACAAUGCAGCAGGAAAUUUUAUUUCCCCCUCUGAAAGACUGUCUCCUAAUGCUUGGAAGACGAUAAGUGACAUAGUUCUAAAUGGCACGGCCUAUGUGACGCUAGAAAUUGGAAAGCAACUAAUUAAAGCACAGAAAGGAGCAGCGUUUCUUGCUAUCACAACUAUCUAUGCGGAGACUGGAUCAGGUUUUGUGGUACCAAGUGCUUCUUCCAAAGCAGGCGUGGAAGCCAUGCACAAGUCUCUUGCAGCUGAAUGGGGUAAAUAUGGAAUGCGAUUCAAUGUGAUUCAGCCAGGGCCUAUAAAAACCAAAGGUGCCUUUAGCCGUAUGGACCCAACUGGAGCAUUUGAGAAAGAUAUGAUUGAAAGAAUUCCCUGUGGCCGACUGGGGACUGCAGAAGAACUGGCAAAUCUUGCCGUUUUCCUUUGUAGUGAUUAUGCUUCUUGGAUUAAUGGAGCAGUCAUUAGAUUUGAUGGCGGAGAGGAAGUACUUAUAUCGGGUGAAUUCAACAGUCUGAGGAAGGUCACCAAGGAGCAGUGGGACACAAUAGAAGGACUCAUCAGGAAGACAAAAGGCUCCUAAGGCCACGCUGCCUUUUCUUGGUUACAGUAGAAGUCAGAAAACAGAAGUAGUAGGAACUGACUGUAAUCUUGAAUAUUGUCAAGUCUAAUAGAUUGUUAAUUAACAGUGAUUGAAUGCAUAUGCUGUGACAGAACAAUGAUAGCCAUUGUAUAUCAAAGAUAAAUAAGAUGGGAUAUUGUCUCUCCAAGAAAAUUGUAAAGAAUAUGACGUUUGAACUACCUGGGUCCUGCCACCCACAUGGAGUCUCCUGGCUUCAGCCUGGCUCAUCUCUGGCUGUUGUGGCGGCAUUUGUGGAAUGAAGCAGUGGAUGGAAUAUCCAGCUGUCUCUGCUUCUGUCUCUCUCACCCUCUCUGUCUUCCUGAUAAAUAAAAAGAAAUAAAUGCUUCUUAACAGUGUGAAA